This is a messenger RNA of Blumeria graminis f. sp. triticale, 537 nucleotides long. The record is from the annotation of a GenBank genome assembly. Lineage: Eukaryota; Fungi; Ascomycota; Leotiomycetes; Helotiales; Erysiphaceae.
AUGCCGUCAGUCAUUUCCAUCCUCAGUAGUGUCAACUAUCUGCUCUCCAUAGCUCUUAUUUUUGUUCCCAGCGUCAGAUCAAACCCUAGUUUUCAAAGCGUCACAAAUACGAAUAUCUAUACAGAUAGUUUCUCUCCAGCUCUCCACGAAGUCUCGAGCAUAAGCACACCCCUCGCCGGCUUCACAGAGAUUAAAUGUGAAAGCUGCACAGUACGACGCGGGAUGGUUGCUGCAAAUUGCGCCAUGGUCGUUAAGCCAGAAACGAUCGUACAUGUGUCGAUGUGGAAGUCUCGAGGUUCGUUGAUUUGCCCCAGGCGUGCUUCUCCUCUGAACUCCCGGCACACAAAAUCGAAACCAUCGUUCGUUGAAAAGCAAAAUAACCAUUCGAAGCCCACUCAGCGUCGCACUCCUGAGCUAUCGACUGAUAAACUCAAGCUGCCUCCAGACAUCAAUCUACAAUCUCCAGAUAGAGAAGCUCGUGUCGAAAGUAUACUUGCACUCGGUGUUGCUAUGGGGUUUCUACUGUGCCUAGCAUAA